AUCUUAAGAACAUGGAGUACUCGCGGUAAAAUAGAAGACACAAGAGAUAUCAGAGCAGUCUUUAGAAUCACCCUAGUCCUUUACCAUUCCUCCUUCCCUCUCUCGACUCAAAUCAAUGGGAAUCGAGAUCUGCUGACUCAUCAUGAUCGGCGAUGCCAACAUCAACAUCCGAAAAGACAGCAGACACCAACAAUUCAUCAUCUGGAAUAUCAUUCGGAGAAUUAAAAUAUAUAAGGUCACCUCACAACUCCAUCUCCAUUGCAAUUGAGACAUUAUCUCAACCGGAGUUGACAUACCACGAACAGGAGAACAUUUAAUAUCCAGACGAAGCCAGCCCUCGGCAAAGAAUGUCAUGGCAGUCUCAAUUUUCACCUCCCCACCCCUUAUAAUAACCCUCUCUCUAGCCCUCCGCGUCACCCUCCUAAUCUAUGGCUCCUGGCAAGACGCCGUCUCCCCCGUCAAAUACACAGACAUCGACUACCUAGUCUUCACCGAUGCUGCACGCUACGUCUCUCAGGGUCUAUCACCCUACUCCCGCGAUACCUACCGCUACACACCACUCCUGGCAUGGCUCCUCGUCCCCACUACCUGGAACGUAGCCGGAUUUUCGCUGUUCUCAUUCGGGAAGGUCCUGUUUGCUGCUGCGGAUGUGGUGGCCGGAUGGUUGGUUGCCAAGUGUUUAAGGACGCAUUAUGGGAUGGAUACCGGGAGGGCGAUGAAGUUUGCGUGUGUGUGGUUGUUGAAUCCUAUGGUUGCGAAUAUUAGUACCAGGGGGAGUUCGGAGGGGUUGUUGGGGGUUCUUGUUGCGGGGGUUUUGUGGGCUGCGUUGAGUAGGAGGGUUGUGGUUGCGGGGAUGUUGUUGGGGCUGGGGGUGCAUUUUAAGAUUUAUCCAUUUGUUUAUGGGGUGUCGAUUCUGUGGUGGCUGGGCGCCUCCACGUCCUCCAAGGACAGCGACAAAGACAAGGGCAGCAAUGGCAAAGAGAAAACGAUACCACAGUCCAUCACCGGCUUCAUCACCCCAUCCCGCAUCCUCCUAACCCUCACGGCCCUGACAACCUUCCUUGCCCUAAACAUAACCAUGUACACCCUCUACGGCAACCCCUUCCUCCAACACACCUAUCUCCACCACCUCACCCGCAUAGACCACCGCCACAACUUCUCACCCUACAGCACGCUGCUCUAUCUCGCCUCCGUGGACGGCGGAAACGGGUACGGGUAUAGAUUCGAGUCGUUGGCGUUUAUCCCGCAGAUUCUGCUUUCAGUGGUUGUGAUUCCGGUGGUGCUGGCGAAGAGGGAUUUGGCGGGGGCCAUGCUUGCACAGACAUUUGCAUUUGUGGGGUUUAACAAGGUUUGUACGAGUCAGUAUUUCCUGUGGUACCUUAUCUUCCUCCCGUUCUACCUACCAAACUCGUCUCUGUUGAAGAAACCCCAACUGGGGCUGUUAGUUGCUGCGUUAUGGGUUAUUGCUCAGGCACUCUGGCUCCACCAAGGUUUUCGUCUCGAAUUCCUCGGGAUAUCGAGUUUCGUGCCAGGGUUAUUUUUAGCAGGCUUGUUUUUCUACGUCGUUAACUGCUGGAUUCUAGGAAUCCUGAUCCAGGAUGCUGGGGGACUAUCGGCGCAAGAGCAGGUUGCGAAAUAGCAUCCUACCACCAAUCAUUGCGCACUUCAAUGGGACAUACAGAUGCAGAAGUAAUGAAACUUUUGUCCAUUAUGCUACCCCAUAAACUAGUAAA
Molecule: messenger RNA, 1733 nt
Organism: Aspergillus ruber CBS 135680
Lineage: Eukaryota; Fungi; Ascomycota; Eurotiomycetes; Eurotiales; Aspergillaceae
Product: glycosylphosphatidylinositol-alpha 1,4 mannosyltransferase I
Exons: 4
Coding region: 353-1639 (428 amino acids)
Biological process (GO): GPI anchor biosynthetic process
Cellular component (GO): glycosylphosphatidylinositol-mannosyltransferase I complex; membrane
Molecular function (GO): alpha-1,4-mannosyltransferase activity; GPI mannosyltransferase activity
Source: RefSeq, a predicted model, not a curated record